AUGGCAAAAUUGGUUCAUAAUGUACAGAAAAAACAGCAUCGAGAAAGAUCGCAGAAGCAGAGUCGGGCAAGAUAUGGGUUGUUAGAGAAAAAGAAGGAUUAUAGAUUACGUGCUGCUGAUUAUCAUAAAAAGCAAGCAGCAUUAAAAGCGUUAAAGGAAAAGGCAAAAUCACAUAACCCUGAUGAGUACUACCAUGCUAUGACUCGAAAAAAGACGGAUGACAAAGGAAUUCUUAUAUCCGAUAGAGAUAGUGAAGUUUUGUCCGUUGAACAGGCCAAAUUGUUGAAAACACAGGAUGUUAAUUACAUACGAACAAUGCGUUUGAAUGAACUAAAAAAGAUAGAAAAGGAAAAAGAAGGUAAACUUUUUGGAGCACUGGGGAAGCAUACUGUAUUUGUGGAUUCAAUAGAGGAGCAAGAAUCAUUUAGUCCUGAGGAGUUUUUUGACACAGAUGCGGCCUUGUUGGAUAACAGAGAAAACAGAGUUCGCAUGAAUCAACUAUACGACAAUUCAGGACUUUUGAAACUGAAUGAUAUCGAUAUCGAUACCAAGAACAGAUUAGACUUGAAAAAAUUGAAGCAAUACAAACUUUUGCAGAGAAGGAUGAAAAAGGAAAAAGAGUUGAAAGAAGUAGAGUCUAUAAUGAGCAGAAACUUGGAGAAAAUGAAGAAAGGAAACAAAAAGAAGAUCGUCGACUCAAAUGGGAAAGUACAUUUCAAAUGGAAGAACCAGAGGAAACGCUGA
Messenger RNA from Candida dubliniensis CD36, 744 nucleotides. RefSeq names its product rRNA-processing protein. Bases 1 to 744 code for a protein of 247 amino acids. Gene Ontology annotation, biological process: rRNA processing. NCBI's taxonomy places the organism in Eukaryota, Fungi, Ascomycota, Pichiomycetes, Serinales, Debaryomycetaceae. The transcript has a single exon. Gene Ontology annotation, cellular component: small-subunit processome; nucleolus. The record is from RefSeq and is a predicted model, not a curated record.